AUGCAGCCUCUACCCCAUGUGCUGCUUCCACAACUACAGCAGCAAGACCAAAGCCAAGACCAAGCAAGCGAUGGCGCAGCUGGAGCAGGAUCAAAAGGAGGCGGCAGAAUACCAGGCGAGGAAGGCACAUCAUCGUUCCCGUUCGCCGCCGGACGUGGCCUACGUCCCUCGCAACCGCCAGUCUUCGACGAGACGUCACGAGAGUCGCCGUCGCGAAGAUCGUCACCGGAGUCGCCAUCGCUACUAGGACGACGAACGCUCUCCCGAGACAACAGGGCGGACACACAAGAGACUGCCCUCUACCGACCGGAGUCUGGAUCGAGAGCGGAAUCGCCGUCACAAUGGCCGCGCGCCUCCCCGCAAGUACCAUCACAGCUCGUGGGAGGGAGUGCUGGCGCCGAUGCCGGCAUUCUGAUCUCGAGUCCUGAUCCCAUCGCCGAAUACAAAACACAGAUGCGAUCUCUCUUGGCAAGAUCAAGUUUCCCCAGAUCGCUAGCCAGCGUACACCCACCCACACCCCGAUCGCAGCAUUCCCGUCACUCCUCCAGCACUAUAUCCUCCAUCACUUCACAGUCGUCCUAUGCAAGCAGUUACGCCUACAUCUUCAGAAGAAAGAAACCAGAUUUGAGAUUGCUACGGAAGAGCAGCAAACCGCCCCAACACCUCAAGCCGAGAGCAUCAGCAGUGAAGAAGCCAGUCAUCAUUGACGCAGCGCAACGAAUAGCGGGACCAAGAGUCGUCGAAGACACCGGAUACGUGGAGUCUACAACGAAGCAUAUCACGCCACCGCCAAUGGAAAGACCCAUCGCCUUGACACUACCCGAGCUACUGAAAGCUGAGCCACCGCCGAAGCCGUUGCGCAAAGUACAGACUCUCCGAUUCAAGAGCCUCAUCACAGAAGGAAGACAGCCAACACACACUCUCAAGACUGCGGCGUCGCGACCAGUCCUUUCUCGUGCUGAUCCGCCGCAUCCAUCUCCUCCUCAUCCUUUGACCACCAGUACAGACGCUGCGCCGUUGCAGACCGGAUCAAGAGUAUUGAGCCUCGAACACCUGCACGAGUACGAAACAAUUCGGCGCACAGCUCGCGAAAAUCGACUAAACGAGCAAAGAUCUCGAUCCAGAGGGAAGCGAGGCUCGAGCCAUCAAAGCAGCAAGAAUAGCAGCAGGAGGGACUUGAGGGGCAUGAGAAAGCACUACCAUGAUGUUACGCCCCAAGAACAAGAGUGCGAUUUAGUGAAUGAAUCUGCUUCCAGCCACGGCAAUUCUUACUUUCAAACUUGGAUACCGGAAAUAACAUACUGCAAAGAAUUUGUACCCUUGCGGACACCAAUUUCUGAUGAAGACCGCGAAGCUUUGGACUACUUCGUACCAAGGUCAGACCCACCCAACGCACAGGACACACCGCUUCCGAGCGAGCAGUUGCAAAGAAGCUCAACUAUGGGAACGACGACGUCAGUCGUGGCAACGCGCAAGUCGAAUGCAUUCUUCAAACUCUUCAGAAGAAGCAUCUUCAAAGAAAGAGACGAUCAUGGGCAUCAUCACAAGUCGUCGAGCAAACAGGGUUCUGGAAAACUGCCCUCGAAUAUCGCAUCGACAGAGUCUCCUGAGUGGAUGGACGUGCCUCUCCCGCCUUUGACACCUGGAAUCACGCUGAGCAGUCCUGCUGACAGCAAAGGCGAGUAUACGCGUUCGCUUGUGCCAGAGCUGCAUUCACCAUCGUACUUCGGGCGGACGAGAUUCCUUCGUGACGACAGCUCGAAGUCUUUGACACCAUCACCCGGCCACGGAUCGCCCGGUCAUACUUCGGCGGCAGAAAUGAAGCCGGAUCGCGCAACGCCGUCACCACUUUUCUCUCGACCAAGACACCACAAGCGAUCUUCCUCUGAGGCAUUGUCGCCAAUGUCAAGACCUCAGAAAACUUCAAUGCUCAAACAUAGCAGCAUUCUGGAGGGAGAGGCGUCCUUCAGCGCACCAAGCCAGGUGCGGCCUGGCUUCGUCUCUACCAUACCACAUUCAUCAGAGUCGGAAACCGCUUCCCACAACUCGGUAGAAGACCAGCCCCAUCGGUGCGAGACACUAAAGCAGCGACCCUCGAUCGCAGGUCUCGCAUUGCCCAACUUGAAGUCGAAACAAAGUCACGCCCUCACAUUCCAGGAGCCCAUCUUGCGAAAGAAGCCUAGCACUUGGAAGAGCUUGGUCAAUGGGAUUCGCAAAGUGUCUUCGCUUGGCAUCCUUGCAAGCAAUCGCGACUCAUCAUCAGGAGAAGAAGUUCAGCGCCAGACGCCACUUAUGAAAGCAAAGAGAUCAUUCGCAAAGUUGAAGCUGCGUCCCUCGUUAGCUGCAAUCAACGUGCGCAACGGCAAGCUGGUCCGAAUAUCCUCGCGUGACAGUCAGCCACAGUCGGGAGACAUAGACACUGAAGACGAUGAUAAGCCAUCGUUCUCGCAUCAAAUGUCUUCUCCUCAGCAGGCUCCACCACAGCCACGCCAGCCUCGACCCAUCAGGCCCGACGACUUGAUCGUGACGAAUUUUGAGCAAACGCCAUUCAGCAAGCGGUACUACGACAGUAUUCGGGCCGAGCAGCAAGCAAUCCGAGCUUUCAUCGAUCAAACGAUGGAAGAAGACGAUGAAGAAUGCGACGAAGUUGUACUCGGCUUCGAACAGAACGUUCCCGAUCAUCUACCCAAGAGUCCGCUGUGCCCUCUGCACCCAAAGCACAAGAGUGGAGGUAAAGCGAUCUGUCCACUGCAUGGAAGGUACAAGCCACCAAAACGACCGCCAAGCCCGAUGCACAAAAUGGAGAUUGUCUUUGAUACUCGUGAGAACGAUGUUGGGGGCCCAUCAGGUGCGACAUCAGCUCAAGCCAAGCUGGCUACUGGCAUCGAUGGCACGGAGGCGUACCUCAAGAGAGCAGCUUUCACGUCGCAGCAGACCUUUCGUUCUGCAGGGAAUGCACGACGCUUGCAGCAGACUUCGAGCAUGGGGAGCGAUGGAGCGGAGUCUCUGGAAUUGAUGCACAGUGAGAGCCCGGCGGACGUAGAUGCUUGGUCACGGCCUAGGAGGCAGCGACUUCAUCAUUUGCAACGAGGAUCAGAAUGUGCUCGUGGGAGGACUUUGUUCAGAGGAGAGUCCGCGGUUGAUAUCCGCAAGAGGCGAGCGAGGCGGCAUCGAGACUGA
This is a messenger RNA of Cercospora beticola, 3180 nucleotides long. RefSeq lists its product as uncharacterized. Lineage: Eukaryota; Fungi; Ascomycota; Dothideomycetes; Mycosphaerellales; Mycosphaerellaceae. The record is from RefSeq and is a predicted model, not a curated record.